AUCUAUGUCAAUACUCAAAAGUUCAUAUAAAAAUGAGAGAUCUUGUUCACCCGUGUAAUUUUCGUCUAAUUACCGACUCAUUUUCGUUGAAUUAAUUUAAUAUAGUAUUCAACGUAGUUUAAAUAUUAUCUGGAAACCUGAUAUAGAUAAUUUUAUAUUACAAUAAGGGAAUGUAGUUUUGAAAAUUAUAAUACAAUGUGUAAAAUUCAGCUUUUCUAUGUUCGAUACUUAUUAAUAAAUUGAAUUAAUGCAGCGUACAAUGAGAUACUGUAAAUUGUUUAAAAAUAUUUUUGCCAUGGGUAUUACAAUAAGUGUAAUUUGGUUUUUGUUUUCCUGGACCAGCGUUGAAUUAUUAAGUUUAUCAUCAUUGGAUACUAGAAGCAUUCCAAUUGCUGUGAAGAACAAGCUAUGCCAUUUGAAUUACAAUGAUGAGCGCCAGCAUAUUACCAACAGCACCGACUUAAAGAUGAUAUACUAUGUAACUCCAACAUACCCUCGGCCGGAGCAGGUGCCUGAACUCACUAGGCUUGCAUAUACACUUAUGCAUGUACCAAGGCUACAUUGGAUUGUAGCUGAUGACCAACCUAUUUGUUCUGAAGAAGUCUCUAAGAUACUUAGACGAACAGGCCUGCCAUAUACUCAUCUGUCUAGUCCAAAGCCAUACUUAUACAAAGGAACUAAUUUCCCUCGUGGAGUAUCUAACAGACGUGCAGCACUGACUUGGUUACAAGAGAAUGUGAAUGAAGGAGUCCUCUACUUUGGGGAUGAUGAUAACACAGUGGACCUACAGCUGUUUGACGAAAUUAGACUGACCAAGAAGGUGUCAAUGUUCCCUGUGGGUCUGAUUGGUGAUUAUGGUGUUUCUUCCCCUGUUGUGAAGGAUGGGAAGGUUGUUGGUUUCUUUGAUUCCUGGCCCGGAUCUAGAUUAUUUGCUGUUGACAUGGCUGGGUUCGCGGUGAACAUCGAGUACCUGAAACCAUCGGCUAACAUGCCAUAUAUCGCUGGGCAUGAAGAGGACAGAUUCCUAGUUAGCAUUGGCUUGAAAAUGGAAGAUAUAGAGCCACUGGCCGCAAACUGUUCCCGGGUACUGGUCUGGCAUACGAAAACUGUUAAGUAUAAAAAGCCUAUUUUAAAACUGGAUAUUAAAAAACUCGAUAGUGUUCCUGCUUAUAGAAAUUUCGCGAAUUUGCUUAAAGAAACAAAUAGGCUCGGCAUGGCUGCUAUCAGCGAGACUAAUGGGACUAAACCUUAUAUAACAAGGAAUAGGAAAUCGUAUGAAACACUAGCUGGUCUAGAAUAAAUCACGUGUUUAUCCAAAAUAAUCUAAUCUUAGCCAACGUUUAUGUUACAGCAGCUAAUGCAGUACAUAAUACUAUAAUAGAUUUGAAAACGAAUAUAUUUCAGGUCUUAAGCUUUUUGCCUAUUCUAGUACAGCAAAAUUAUAUCAAGCACAAUAAUAGGUAAUGCUGUGUGUACUGAUGGAACUAUAUUAUAUUUAUAUAUGUAUUAUGAAAAUAGUCCAUCCAAAAUAUUGUGCUUUGAUUGCAUUGGUUUUCAUAUAUAUAUUUAUAAGUAUUAUUCUUAACUCUAGAAAAUUACCAUAUUAUUAUAUUACACAUUACCUUCUAUACCGAUCAGAUAUUUGUUUGUAGAUAAGUAGAUAGGUUGUGUGAACAUAGAUCUAAUAGGAAUAAAUUAUAAACAGUGAAAUCAAGUGUGAUGUUAGAUAGGUUUUCAAAUAUGUAUUUAUACAAUAAGGUCCCUUUUCUCUUAUACUAGUCUGAUAUACACUAAAUUAAUUUUGUUGUGUACUAUAGAACAAUGGCAAAGAUAUUUUUUUAAAUGAAUAGUUAUCAAGGGACUUAAUGUAGUCUUUUUUUGAUUUGUAUUUAACAUUAGCUGACUCAUCCAACUUUUGUUCAGUUGGCCCGAACUAUUUAAUGGGAGAAGGUUAAAUAGUCGUUAGGUUUUCUUAACAUUUUUUAUUUAUUUUAACAAUGUUCUAAACUACGAUAUUAUAUUAGGACUACAUAAAUAUAAUUGGUAUGAAUAUAUCCAAUAUAUCUACCACAACAGUUCUAAUUAUAUUGAUCAUUGAAGAAUAAGAUAGUUCUUCUAAUAAUUAUUGUUAACAUAUAAUAUAAUUGCAUGAAAAUAUUAAAAUGUUUUAUAAUGGCAUUAAAAUUAUUCUAAUUUUGAUUCCUAUUGAACUUAUAUUUAGGCAUUUUAAUGAGAUUGAUUUUUUUGUAUUUCAAUUGAAAUUGAAUUCAAUUGAAUUAACAAAUAUAUAUACAACUUAUUAUCAUUUGUAAAAUUGUAUGAUCGAAAAUCUGGUUAAGGGCAGCUCGGGUGUAAAAUUGGAAACUCAGUAGUCAAAUUGACUUUUUCGAUAACAUUGUGAUAGCUGUGUCCAUGAUUGAACAUUUUUUUAUUUUUUGUUGUCUCAAACUGAUAAUUGAUAUGAAUCUCAUAAAAUCUUUGUUAUUGAGAAUGUUUUGCUCAGUUGUAGGUACGACUUGCAGCAUUUACACAUGCCAUGAAUUAUGUGAUAGUCUUACAUCUUAUUGUAAAUUAUUUCCUUGCGUUUGGUUAUACAAAAAUUGUUAUGGAACCCUUCAAAUCGAUUUUCUUUGAAAUCAAUAUCGAAUGGUGGAAUACUGGUAUAACAAUACGCUUGAUGGUUUAAUUCAGUUUGUAAGAAAACAUCUAUUUUAUUCGAAGGGUGAUUAUCGAAUCUAAAUAAACAAAAAUUACGAUAACUAUCUGUUGUACGUACAAGUGAAUAAUCCAGUCUAUAGCCACCUUUAAAAUUCUUAUUUAAUUUGACGACUUUAUUUAACAUUUUUAUUUUUCGUUCUAAUACGCUAAAUCCACAAGGGCGGUCGACAGGUCUGUUGGCAUAAGCGCCUGUUAACUAAAUGUUAUGUGUUACAUUUAUAUAAUUCUUGUCAUCAUAUCAGAUAGACCACCAUACGAUUAUUAUCUUGACAUUUUUUGCGUGGUCUAAGAAUUUAUUUUGCUUUCUGAAGGAUCAUUUCGUUUAGACCACUUUUCUAUCUUUCAUUCUUUCAUCCCCAUAGUCUAUAAAAUAGACAUCAACAGCACGGCAUCAAUUAAUUCUGAUUUUAAUUCGUAUUACCGAAAAUACACAGUAAAACUGAAGGAAAGCUAAGUCAAAGCACUUAAAACUGUGACCAAUCAUUAUUUUUAUGAUUUUACAGAGAGGCUGUAUACUUUAGAUGUGUUUUUGUGAAAUUACAAUAAACGUUUUUUAUUAUUCUCAAUAUAUAUUUGUAUGGCCAUAUGCCACAAGAAAAUACGCUCACCAGAAGUUAUUUUGCGAGCUAUAUUUUGCGUCCCACAUAUUGUUUUAUGGGAAUAUUUUUCAGUAUGUUCUUUCGUCUAAAAUAAUGGUGACCGCUAAAUGAUUCAGUCCAAAUGUUUACUGUUCCUUAUUCUUAAUGUUCUAUUAUACAGGAAUGUUAUGUACCUUUUCCCCAAAUAAUGUUUUUCGAAAUUUGAGUUUUCACAACUGACAAACGCGUCAAGUAAUUUUUAUUUAUUUAAAAUAAAGCGCAGAAUUUGUUAAAACGAGCUUAAUGUCAAGCUUUAUUGAACACAAUACUCUAUUUUGUGGAACUUCUAGUUAGAAAUUGAUCUGAAUUUUGUUGCAUAGCAAUAGACAAUAUUAUUAUUUAUCACCUACACUAUUAAUCUCAAUUUUAGUGCAAUAAAAUUUUUAUUUUAGUUUAUAUAACCUACUAAAAACUACGUGUUUUAAAUAUGUAUUCUGUAAUCAUACAGUGCAAUAUUUUGUAAAACAUCCAGUGAAUUUAUAUUUGUAACAAUAACCUAAGUUUGUUGACCUUAUUAUAAGUUCACAUUUUAAGUUUAAAGGGUGUUGUUGUGUUGAAAAUAGGUGGAAUAUUAUUUUAACUUUAGCUCUUUUUGGGCUUGUAAUGAGCAAGCCUAGCUUUUAUCUUUUUGUCUAUGUUACUUUAUUCUUUAAUUUAUUGAUCUCUUUUAGUGAUAUUAUUAGAAAUGCAACGUGCAUUGCAAAAGAACUAAAACAAGAAUAAAAGCCAGCAAACUAUCAUUAUUUGUAUUUAGUUUCUGUCGGGUAACACGUGUUGUGAUAUAUGUUUUAUAAUUGGAAUCAUUGGAAAUAUUAUCUGAUAUCCGAUAUUUAAUGUUAUUUGUAAAUAUUUAAUUUUAAUCUUGUGCAGUGUUGCGACCAAUUAAUUGUAAAAGAUUUGACGUAACAUGCGACCAAUGUAUGAACAAUAAAUUAAGGACAAUUAAUGCAUGUAAAUUAAAGGUACAUACGUUUAUUAGGUAUGUGCAAUUAUUUUAUUGUUAUAUUAAUGUUAUGAAGAACUUAAAUUGUUAAAAAUUCGUCAGAUUUUUAAUUUCUCAAAUAUAUUAUUAUUUAUGUACAAUAAAAUGAAUUAUCUUUCACUAUGUUAAAACAAUUACUGACACUAUGUCAUAAAUAAUAAUGGAAGACGCACAAUUAAGAUCAUAAAUUUGCUCAGUACUUGCAUUAACUAACAUAUUAGGGAUAAAAUAUGUGGAAAUAUUUAUAUAGAAGGUACUUUUCGAAGAUUACUGUGUUCAUUUUUUUUCUAAUUAUUUAACACAAAAACCAUUAAGGCUAUGAAUUUACAGCCAUUUAAUAUAUUACGGUUGCCAUUACAUAUUCGAAGUCCAAUUUAUAUAUAGGUAACUAUAAUUAUGAAAACACAGUGGUACUUAUAAAGGUCUCUACAAAGGUUGAUUGUGCAUAUUAUUUUAAAUACGGAAGCUUUAGUAUUGUUCGUUGUGCCUCUUUUGUUGUCAGAUGUUUUAUUCUUAAAUGAUAAUUAAAUAAGUUGCAGUUUUAAUUUGUAGUUACACCUGUAGGUUGCUAAAAUUAAACUUAUAUUAACAAAGCUAUGUUAGAGAAUAGUUCAUUGUCAAGGUAUUAAGAGAGACAAAUUUGUAUCGAUAAAGUGCUCUCGAAAUGAAAAUAGAAGAUUUAAUAAGUACCAUGAUGAAUCCACUACAUUAAGUACUAUUAUUGCCAAUGGUAUAACAAGUUUUGUUGACGUACAUAUAUUGUGUAGUUUUUUGGUGUAGGUUGAUUCAUAGCUUGUCUAGUUUAUUUUGUAUCUUGCCGUUGCUUAGAGAACAUAAUAAAGAUCUUUUCUCUAAUUUUUUCAAGCAAUAUACAAUUAGUAGGGCGAUUAUUUAAGCGUGUUAAUACACACUGCCACGCAUCGCGCUGCAAGCUGCGUAUCAACGCACCUUCGCACGUACUUGCAGGAGUGCGGAUCUGCAUCAUCGUGCGGGUUCUGAACGCGCUCACGCGCAUUUUGUAGAUUCACGGCGGCAUUUGACUCUUUAAUUGAAAGUCGCCGCUGCUCUUCCGAAUCACAUUCAGUCAG
Molecule: messenger RNA, 5426 nt
Organism: Zerene cesonia (dogface butterfly)
Lineage: Eukaryota; Metazoa; Arthropoda; Insecta; Lepidoptera; Pieridae
Product: galactosylgalactosylxylosylprotein 3-beta-glucuronosyltransferase S-like
Exons: 4
Coding region: 248-1300 (350 amino acids)
Biological process (GO): carbohydrate metabolic process; chondroitin sulfate proteoglycan biosynthetic process
Cellular component (GO): Golgi membrane
Molecular function (GO): galactosylgalactosylxylosylprotein 3-beta-glucuronosyltransferase activity
Source: RefSeq, a predicted model, not a curated record